Molecule: messenger RNA, 828 nt
Organism: Ahaetulla prasina
Lineage: Eukaryota; Metazoa; Chordata; Lepidosauria; Squamata; Colubridae
Gene: INSYN1
Product: inhibitory synaptic factor 1
Exons: 2
Coding region: 67-828 (253 amino acids)
Biological process (GO): inhibitory postsynaptic potential
Cellular component (GO): postsynaptic density
Source: RefSeq, a predicted model, not a curated record
AGGAAGCCCACUAACAACACAACAGACGGCCCCAACAUCACUGAGAAGGAGCGCAUCCGAGGGUGCAUGAAAAUGGUGAUUGGGCAGCUAGAAGGCAUUCUGCAAGAACUCAAGGAGGUGGCCAAGGAACUUCGAGACGUGGUCAGCCAGAUUGACAAGCUGACCUCAGACUUCGAGUUUGAGCUGGAGCCCGACGAUUGGACGACCACCACGGUGAGCAGCACCUCCAGCAGCGAGAAAGGUGGAGGCAUAUUUGACCUUGGGCACCUGGAUUUCAUGACCUCAGACAUCCUUUCUGACAGCUGGGAAUUCUGCUCUUUCCUCGAGGCUUCCACUCCUUCAGAUUCGGGCGAUGGUUCGGAGCAGCAGCAGCCACAACCGCAACAGCCACCAGGGCAUCAGCCCGAUUACCAGCUGAUGAAUGGCGGGGUGUUGCUCUACAACGGACCCCGGAUUGAAACCCCAGACUCUUCCAGUGAGGAAGCGUUCAGCUCCAUACCAAGUCACAAACCUCACCAUCAGAGGACGCCGGGCACCAGGGAGCGGGUGCGUUUUAGUGACAAAGUCCUCUACCAUGCUUUGUGCUGCGAUGACGAUGAGGAGGUGGACAGCGGGCCCCUUCCGGAUGAUCCUCCGGAAGAACCCAACGAGACAACUCCGAAGGGGACGUUAGUGGCCAAGACGGCGAUGCGACGGUCCCCUCAUCUCAGUAGCGGCCAACUGCGGAAGCUGACACGGAACAGCAGUACCCAGACAGUGUCAGACAAAAGUACUCAGACGAUUCUCCCUUAUAUUUCGAACAAGCAGAAAAUCAACCAGAAGAACUGA